This is a messenger RNA of Cavenderia fasciculata, 1665 nucleotides long. RefSeq names its product tetratricopeptide-like helical domain-containing protein (gene sti1). Gene Ontology annotation, molecular function: Hsp90 protein binding. The transcript is spliced from 3 exons. The record is from RefSeq and is a predicted model, not a curated record. Bases 1 to 1665 code for a protein of 554 amino acids. Lineage: Eukaryota; Evosea; Eumycetozoa; Acytosteliales; Cavenderiaceae.
AUGUCAGACUCGGCAGUAGAAUUAAAGAAUAAAGGUAAUGCAGCCUUUAGUGCAAAGAAUUAUGAAGAAGCAGUGAAAUACUUUACAGAGGCUAUUGCUUUGCAACCAAAUGAACAUACAUUCUAUAGUAAUAGAUCAGCUUGUUAUUCGGCUUUGGAUCAAUACGCAUUGGCAUUGGAAGAUGGUCGCAAGACGAUUCAACUCAAACCCGAUUGGUCAAAGGGUUACUUGCGUGAGGCUACUGCACUCUUGAACUUGAACAAUGCAAAGGAUGCUUUGGUAGCCGUCAACAAGGGUCUUGAAUUGGAACCAUCCAACAAACAAUUACAAGAUUUAAAGGAGGACAUUCAAGAUGACUUGAAUCCACCAAAGGGUUUGUUUGGACCAGACACGCUCGUUAAAUUGGCAAUGGAUCCACGUACCAGAGACUUUGUCUCUCAACCAGACUUUGUAAAGGCUAUCCAGGAGAUUCAAGCUGAUCCAAAGAACUUGGGCAAACACAUUUCAGACAAACGUAUUACCGCCGCCAUGGGUGUCGUCCUUGGCAUCAACCUUAGUACUGCCGGUGAUGGUGACUUUGGUUUCGAUCAACAACAACCUGGUCAACAAUCGUCUUAUCAAGAACCACCAAAACCAAAACCAGCUGAACCAAAGCCAAAACCUGCACCAGUCGUCGUAGAGGUGACUGAAGGUCAAAAGGAACGUGAAAAGGGUAACGCAUGCUACAAGGACAAGAAGUUUGAGCAGGCUAUCUCUCACUAUGACAAGGCAUACGAGCUCGACGACAAGGACUUGUUGUCACUCAAUAACAAGGCCGCCGUCUAUUUGGAGAUGGGUCGUGUCCAAGACUGCAUUGAUUUGUGUAAAAAGGCUACUGAGCGUGCAUCCGAGUUGCGUGCAGACUACAAGAUCAAGGCCAAGAUUCUCACACGUCUUGGUAACGCCUACAUGCGUAGCACACCACCCCAAUUGGACGACGCUCUCAAAGCAUACAAGAGUGCCAUCAUCGAAGACAAGAACGCCGAGACAAUGGCCAACGUCAGCAAAUGCGAGAAACUCAAGAGAGAACGUGACGAACGUGAAUAUAUCAACCCAGAAAAGUCGGCCGAAGCCAAGAACCAAGGUAACGAGCACUUUAAAAAGGGUGAGUACCCAGAAGCCAUCAAAUGCUUCGAAGAGGCCAUCAAGCGUAACCCAUCAGACCACACCAUCUACAGCAACCGUUCAGCCUGUUACUCCAAGCUCGGUGAGUACCCUCUUGCCGUCAAAGACGCUGAAAAGGUCAUCGAACUCGCUCCAACCUUUAUCAAGGGUUACAUUCGUAAGGGUAGCGCUCUCUUUGCCAUGGGCGAAUACCAAAACACCCUCGAAAUGUGCGACCAAGGUCUUAGAAUCGAAGAGGAUAACAAGGAAUUGACCGAUCUCUCUCAACGUGCCAUCUUUGCCAUCAACAGAAAGCAAAGUGAAAUGUCUGACGAAGAACGUCUCCAAGACGCUCUCAAGAAUCCAGAAAUCGCUGAAAUCCUUCAAGAUCCAAUCAUGAACCAAAUAUUAAAAGAUAUGCAAGGUAAUCCUGCUGCUGUUCAAGAACAUUUGAAGAAUCCAGGUGUUAGAGCCAAGUUUGAAAAAUUGGUAAAGGCUGGUGUUGUUAGAUUGGGUAGAUAA